AUGGCGCCGAUUCUCAGACCCCGAAUGAGCCUGUCAAAGGACAGGUUCCCAACCUACUUUAACAAUCUCAGGAGUCAGCCAUAUACUGAUCCGAAUUCAUCACGGGCGGCUGGCCCGUUGAAUUUGAGAUCAAUUGCAUGGAAUCCCCCUGGGACUCUGAUCGCCACGGGUUCAGCAGAUAGGACACUGCGAGUCUGGAACCCGGAGAAACCCAAUGUCAAGUUUUCAACGGAGCUCAAAGGUCAUCAGGCAGGCAUCGAAAAAGUAGCCUUUAAUCCUACAAAAGAUGCUGAGCUGUGCAGCUUAAGCAGUGACGGAGUGGUACGGUUUUGGGAUGUGAGGACCAAGGCUUGCUUCAAUGAGGUCACAGGUCUAGGUGACGCGAUGACGCUCGUUUGGGCCCCAGAUGGGCAGACACUGCUCGUCGGAAACAGGUCGGAUAACAUCUUUGUUCUAUCGCCAACACAGUCGACCCCCCUAGCCUCACAUCAGCAGACAGUGCAAACGAAUCAGAUUGCCUUUUGCUGGAGUGGGAAGAAGAUAUUUGUCACCACGUCCGAAGGGCAGAUUAGAAUACUAUCAUAUCCCGAGUUUGAGCCGGUACUGCGUCUAGGAGACGGCGACGAUGCCGCAGAGUUCACCCUCAAGGGUCAUACCGCUUCAUGCCUGACCGCCGAGCUGCAGCCCAUGGGCCGGUAUCUCGCCACGGGAGGAGCAAACUCCAUUAUAGCGCUAUGGGAUACCACAGACUGGCUGUGCCAGAGGACGAUCACGAGGAUGACGGGCCCAGUGAGGAGCAUAAGUUUCACAUUUGAUGGCAGCUACGUCGUCGGUGGCAGUGACGAAGGUAAGUCAGCGACUUGGGAGGCCGCUGUUAUCUGUCUCGGACGACAAUGGCGGCCCGACACAAUGCCCUCUGUAUUGGCUGGCCAAGUUCCGGACGCUCUGCUGAUCCAUCAUCCCAACAGGCAACGGACUGGAAGUAACGCACGUCGAGACGGGGGAGCACGUCCACACGUUCAAGACGGCCGGAUCAUGUCCAGUGGUGGCUUGGGCGCCGACCCGCUACUGUUUGGCGUAUAG
This is a messenger RNA of Trichoderma aggressivum f. europaeum, 1083 nucleotides long. RefSeq lists its product as uncharacterized. Gene Ontology annotation, molecular function: protein binding. Gene Ontology annotation, cellular component: THO complex part of transcription export complex. The transcript has 5 exons. Gene Ontology annotation, biological process: mRNA export from nucleus. The coding region runs from base 1 to 1083 and encodes 360 amino acids. The record is from RefSeq and is a predicted model, not a curated record. Lineage: Eukaryota; Fungi; Ascomycota; Sordariomycetes; Hypocreales; Hypocreaceae.